AUGAACUCAACGACCACUGAAAUAAAGAGGCUUAACCGUCUGCUUCACAGCCGACUGAUAAAGACAAUUCUCCUCGUUACAGCAACUGUCUUCAUAUUCUACUCAUCCAUUGGAAAGCUUUUUAUAAACAACACCUUCCAGGAUAAACAGUUUUACCAGCAGCUUGAGCGUAAUGAAGAGCAGUCCGAUCUCCAAUCUCGAGCUUUUGGUAAAAAGCUGACCUGGGACGAUGCGAAGAGCAAGGGUCAAUUGCUGGUUUGUGCUAUGCAGAAAAGCGACAAAUUGGCACUCGAUUGUUUCCCAGCGGGGAAACGGCCGCAACAGAUCGCAAGUAAAUUUCUAAGUUAUUCCGAGCUGAGCACAUGGGGCUGGGCUCGUGAUGUUGAGGAUGUUAGCGAAAUGUCCGCAGAUGAAUCAUCUCUUCUUCCCAUCGAACGCGUCCUCGGUAUCUCUUCUAGUAACUCGUGGUUCAUCAAGUGGAUACAUGACGAAUCCGUGGAAGUGAACAACGUACUGUACGAAUCUACUGGGGGCUUCUAUAACAACGCUUACAACCUUCCCGGUGGAACUAUCAUAGCAGACCAUUCUCAAAGCCCCGCAUAUACGUCUUACAUUGAGAACUGCGAUGAUGGUAAACCUUUGGUUGAUCCUUUGGUUCCUCUGAGUGUGUGGUCUGAUGUGUCAUUUUUGGAAUGGCAGAAUUUGUGCUCUAUUUAUGGAGCUUCCGUCCAGAGCUUGAAACAUGUAGUUCAAAGUCAUAUCGUCAACAGUGAAACCUUAGAAAUUCUCCCAACCGCGCUUGACGAGUCUGGUACUGAUGUUGAUUGGGAAAAGUAUAAGGACGGCAAGAAGUUCACUGGUGGCGCGACGUUUGAAGCUUUACUUGGAACUCCUGUAGCCUCAGGAACAAGUUGGAUGCUCAUUCAACAUAAGAAUCAGCUUGGGUUGAAAAGAAUCGCCUCAAUUACAAUUAUGGGUCAACAUCUAAAUAACGAGUAUAUCAAAGAAUGGGUACCAGCAAUGAUACUGACAAUCGAAGAUGUAUGA
Molecule: messenger RNA, 1047 nt
Organism: Penicillium taxi
Lineage: Eukaryota; Fungi; Ascomycota; Eurotiomycetes; Eurotiales; Aspergillaceae
Exons: 2
Coding region: 1-1047 (348 amino acids)
Source: RefSeq, a predicted model, not a curated record